Molecule: messenger RNA, 2011 nt
Organism: Pseudophryne corroboree (corroboree frog)
Lineage: Eukaryota; Metazoa; Chordata; Amphibia; Anura; Myobatrachidae
Gene: TBC1D19
Product: TBC1 domain family member 19
Exons: 21
Coding region: 189-1769 (526 amino acids)
Source: RefSeq, a predicted model, not a curated record
UAUACCCAUCUUGAAUUUAGAACCAACCAUAGUGUAAUCUGCCAGUGCCCCAGUUAACAUCCGGGACCAAUUGCAUCCGACACUGUUCCUCGUCGGACAUAUAUUUGUGACACACACCACUAGUUGCUAGGAUACGGCCGGUCAAUUCUGGGGCCUGCGCUGGUUACCGGGAAGCUGCUGUGCACACAAUGCAGAGAGAGGAGGAGGAACUGUCCGUGAGCAUCGCACACAUCGUACGGAAGCUGAAAGGCACCCGGCUGCACUGCCAGCUGGAGAGGGAGGCUCGGGGAUGUCUGCUCAAUCCAGAUAUUACAUUGGAGACACUUAAGGAAGAUAUCAAAGAGUAUCUGAAGGCAUCAGGUUGGGAGAAAAAACUUCAAAAUGCGGUGUACCGGGAGCUUAGCGUGCUUCCAGCACCUUGUCACCCAGCAGCACCUGCUGAGAACAUUAAGGAGCCUCUGUCAUACAUGAGAAGGGCUCAGGCAAGCUGGGAGAAGCGAGUGCUUAAGAGCUUGAACAGCAUGUGUACAGAGCUCAACGUUCCUCUUGCACGCAAGAGGCCGUCUGACAAGCAGAAGGAAUUACUCAAUAAAUGGAAUGAAAUGGGAACUGAUGAACCAGACUUGAGUAAUUUCAGACCUGUUUAUGCACCUAAGGAUUUUCUAGAGGUGCUAAUUAACCUUCGUAAUCCUAAUUAUGAUAGUGGGGAUCAAGCAAGUUUUAGAUCUCAUCUUGGUUUGAUUCAGGUUCCAUUAAAAAUUAAAGAUAUAACAGAACUGAGAGAGUUAUUUGGAGAACUUAGUCUAAAUACAGGCCAAUUGGGGGUGGAUGACUCAACACCAGUACCUCCAGAAUUAUUUGAGAAUGAACAUUUUCGUAUUGGGAAAAAAGUUUUAGCAGAACAUGAAAGUGCAGCUGCUCAACAGUAUGUACGGCAGGGCUGUCCUACAGCGCUCCGGGCUGACUUAUGGGCGCUCAUCCUGAACAUCAAUGACCAACCUGAGGACGUCUUAUACUACGAGCAGCUUAAAUCAAAUGUAAUUCAGCAUGACCUUUUAUCCGACAGUCUGAUUUACAAGGAUGUGAAGCUGACGGCUAGCAAUGAUGAUUACUACUUUGUAUUUGAAGAUUACCUUUAUCAGGUCUUACUCUGCUUCUCCCGAGACACCUCUGUGCUGGAACACUUUGUAUACAGUAGUGCAUCGCCACCAAAGUCGUAUAUUCGAGGAAAGCUGGGCUUAGAAGAGUUUGCUGUGGUCUAUCCACCCAACGGUGUGAUACCAUUCCAUGGAUUCUCAAUGUAUGUUGCCCCCUUAUGCUUCUUGUAUCACGAGCCCUCCAAAUUGUAUCAGAUGUUCCGUGAGAUGUACGUGCGCUUUUUCUUCAGGCUCCAUUCAAUCUCUUCCCAUAUAUCGGGAAUAAUGUCACUGUGUCUGCUGUUUGAGACUCUCCUUCAGACACACCAUCCACAGCUCUUCUAUCAUCUCCGGGAGAUCGGGGCACAACCUUUGCGCAUAUCAUUUAAGUGGAUGGUUCGUGCUUUUUCUGGCUAUCUGGCUACUGACCAGCUCCUGUUAUUAUGGGACAGAAUCAUCGGCUACAACUCUUUGGAGAUUCUGGCUGUGCUGGCAGCUGCCGUGUUUGCCUUCCGAGCAAUGAACCUGAUGGAGGUGACAUCACUGGCUGCUGCUGAAGCUGUACUUGCUGAUAUUUCAACCCUAAAAGUCAUGCCGCUUCUUCAGAUUUUCCUGUUUGCGAUUGUCACUUAAUCUCUUUUACCGUCUCUAAUUCCAUGAAACCAGACAUGAGUUAUGCAACAUCUACAAUUAACCAAAAUGAGUCUCUAUUUAGAUGUUUUCUAAACGAUCAUGUUCCAUCGAUUGCAGAUGUAUAAGCAUGUGCCCCAGGAACAGGAGUAUUCACAGUGUGCUCUGCUUGCUUUGCACGUUUUGGAAUUGUGUAAAUGGCAUGAGAUGUGUACAGAACAAUAAAUACGUAAUCCAUGGUAAAA